Messenger RNA from Puntigrus tetrazona (Sumatra barb), 4257 nucleotides. RefSeq names its product protein shisa-6 (gene shisa6a). The transcript is spliced from 9 exons. Gene Ontology annotation, cellular component: postsynaptic membrane; dendritic spine membrane; postsynaptic density. Lineage: Eukaryota; Metazoa; Chordata; Actinopteri; Cypriniformes; Cyprinidae. Gene Ontology annotation, biological process: regulation of AMPA receptor activity; regulation of short-term neuronal synaptic plasticity. The coding region runs from base 404 to 2089 and encodes 561 amino acids. The record is from RefSeq and is a predicted model, not a curated record.
CGGACAUCCCGGAGUCGAGCGCGCUGGACUCGUAAGUUCCGCCAAUUUCUGCAUGCUUAAAUGCACUUUUUAGCUUCUUGAUGAAUGACUGUCGUACGUCAGAGAUAACGCGAGUGGACUGUAAUGCGAUAUACAAACAUAAUGUAGUCGGUCUUGAACAAGUAGAUUUCGAGUUUUAAAACCUUUUCAUCUGCUCGACGUGAGAUGGGCGUUGUGUAAUUGUUGAUUUGACUCUAUAAGCACUUAGUGCCUUAAAGAAUGAGAGUCUUAGGGAGGAGGACUGUCGAAACGAUGCUACGCGGGAAUGGAGAAUGGAGGACCUGCAAGAGUGCGUGACAAGCGGGUCAGCGGCAGUUUGAAGAAUUCGUAAAACGAGGAAAAACGCGUACCACCGCUUGAAGCCAUGGGGAUACGACAUCUCCUGCUUCUUUUGGUCUAUCUAGACCCACUGUGCGUCCUGAGUGCGUCCACGGCCAAGCGGAGCAAACCUUCUCCAAAGAGACCCCCCAAAGUGAAGGAGGUCAACAGCACCAUUGCUCCGACAGUGGCUCAAGUCCAGGCGCCCAUUGUCGGCGAUCAUGACACCUGUUUCGGCUACUACGACGUGAGCGGUCAGUUCGAUAAAGAGUUCGCCUGCAACAACACGGACCACCGCUACUGCUGCGGGAGCUGCUUCCUGCGCUUCUGCUGUCCCGUCAAAGCCAAACGAGUGGAUCAGAGGGUCUGUACCAACUACAACACGCCCGACUGGAUCAAAACCCAACCGCCCUCGCCCGCGCCCACAGGGGACACGUACGACCCAGCGCUGGACCAGACCAACACCACCGUCUACAUCACCUGCGGUGUCAUCACCCUCAUCAUCAUCCUGGGGAUUUCUGCCAAGGUGGCCUAUGACAAAGCCACCAGACCGCCUCAAGAAAUGAAUGUCCACAGAGCACUGGCGGACAUUUUGAGACAGCAGGGGCCCAUUCCCAUAUCACAGUAUGAGCAUGAAAACAUUGCGGCUAUAGACACCUCGCCCAAAGAAAACACACCUGUACGGACGUCCAAGAACCACUACACACCGGUGCACAACAAAAACAACCACGGGCAUUAUGGGAAAGAAAACUUCCGCAGUGGUCAGGACAUGCACAACUUCAUCUCGUCCGGGUUUGUGACGCUCGGCAGGGGCCAUCUGAAAGCGCAGCACUCUGUAGAUGAUCUGGGCCAGCUGUCCUGGCAGGGCGACCUGGACGUUCCUCUGUCCUACAAUAACCAUCCGCACGACUACACCAGCCAUCUGGAUCUCACUGGGUCACACACACCCAAAAUCGGACACAGAAUAGAGCACUACGAGAAACCGAGAAUGAACAACAUCCUGACGUCCCAGACAGAGCCGUACGACCUGUCCUUCUCCCGGUCCUUCCAGAACCUCACGCACCUCCCUCCGUCCUACGAGAUGGCCAUGAAAGCAGACUUGAGCGACAAAGACGACGAGUACUACAUCCGCAAGCACCAUUUGCCCGACCCGACGGCCCGCGGCGGUAACCUGCAGACGCACAUGAUCAAGCUGAGCGUGGAGCCGCCGGCGCAGCGGCAGAAGCCCAAGCGCGUUCAGCGGGCCAUGUCCCAGGACCACGUGCUCUCGCCGGCCCGCUCCAAGCCGCCCCGGGACUACGGCCUGUCGGCGUACAGCGGCGGCGCCGGCGGCCUGUCCCCGUACCACGGACGCAUCCUCUCCGAGGAGCAGCUGCUGUCGGCCGACCGCCUGCACUCCCAGGACCCGCUGCUCUCGCCCGACAAGAUGCUCUCCCUGCGCCGCUCCAAUUUCCGCGAGAAGGCCAUGUCUCGGGCGCUGUCGCACACGGACAUGUUCGUGCCCACCACGCCGGUCAUGGACCGGCACUACAAGAUGAUGAAGAUGCAUUCGCACCCCAGCAGCGGCAACAACGAGUCCUACAACACACUGACUGUUAACAGCGCGCAGGCCGGCAACAAAAGGCAGGCGUUCGCCAACCGCCGCAUGCAUACGGUGGACCACCUGCAGUACAUCCCGGGACACCACCAUCACCAGUACAGAACCGCCAGUAAGACCGAAGUAACUGUCUGAGAGGCGCGAGAAGCCGGAGAGCGAAUGAUGUCAACCAACCACCCAGCCGGAGGAAUCCCUCUUCGACUUUUCUUGUUCGUUUCAAGCGUCCCGCCUCGACCCGUUCCCCGCUUCCAGCGCAGGCUUUCCACUCCGUCGGGUUUUUUUCGGGAACGAUCCGGACUUUCUUCUCGCACGUAUAGCGCAAACGCAAGGGCUUCGCGCGCGGACGCCGGACUAGAGACCUCAAACCGUUUUGUUUCCCUCCAGGACUGCUGCGAAGCCUGCACCGACUUUAUACGUACAGAAAAUCGGAGACUACGUAGAUUUAUGAUUUCUAACUCGAGUCCUAAACAAUAGCGAUAGCAGUUGAGUAUAAACUGGCGUAAGCACUUUAGCGAGUGCCUCUUCUCAAAACACGUCCCGUUUCGGCAACGAAGUGGGGAAAGGGUUUAAAAGCACAAUAGAUGACUGAUGUUGUUUUACUUUCUUUCGUCGCAUUCCCAGCUAACAGGGAUCGUUUUUAGCGAACAUUGUGGAAAAGUUACGAACAAACGUUCUAUAUAAACGUUGAUAGAACAUCCGUUCAAAAUCACCUGGUGUUUUCAAAGUGUUCUCAAAACUUUAGCAUGAAAACACUGUUUAUGUAUUGUUUAUGGAGCAUUUUGGCUGGAUGAUCUAUUUUUUGAACAUUCAAAAUCUUCUCAAAAUUACAAAAUUGAAGGUUUUUCCCAAAGUUUUUGUGGUUGUUCUUUGAGUAACCUUUAUGGGAUGUUCGUUCAAACCUAUCUGGAUUUUAAGAACGUUCUCCAAACAUUAGAUUUAAAAAAAUAUUAUACGCCGUUCACGGAACUUUUGGACAUACAACAUUUUUUUUUAACAUUUCCCAACAUUUUUCAAGUUGAUCUGUCAACGGCAUAGUAAUAAUUACCACAUAACACAAUUUUUAAUUUUUUUGUUGUAGUUAAAAAGCUUUAUUUUUAUUUAUUUACUUAGUUCAAAUGGCUUUCUGAAAUAUUUAAUUGGAAUGUUUUUUUAACACCGUAUGUUACAUUUAAAUCUCACGGAACAUUCUAAAGUAACGUCACGUGCUCAGUUUAGCGAAAAUAUUUAAAAUGAAAUGUUUUAGUUGUUUAAGUGCUCCUUUUAAAUAUCAAAGAGUAUCAUUUGUUUGCAGAAUGAUAGAAUGAAACAUCCCCUUCUCGUUGAACUGUAUUUUGUAGUUCUUCUUCCGGUAACAUUUGUUCAACACUCUCUGGUCUAAUGUUCUUAAAAUGUUCGCAUAAAAACAUUAUUUCACGGAACAUGUCUUUACCUGGACACCUGUCUUCUGUUAAUGUUACUUUUGAAUGUCAGAGAACAAUUAACAGUACCAUCGUUUUUACAAAAUUAUAAAACAAUGUUCGUAUAACGUUUUUUAAAUGUUACUUUUCAAUGUCAUAGAAAAUUAAAAAUGAACGUUCCCAUCAUGUUCGCGUAAUAAAACGGAAUGUUCCCUCAUUGUUUUUCAAGUUAAGGUCCGUCAAAAGCAUUCGUAGUUGUUCUUCCAGUAAUGUUAAUAGAACGUUUGUUCAAAGCGCCGUUCUUUAAUCAUGUUCUUUUUAGAAUGUCACAGAACUUUCAGAAGUAAAAUUCUCGUCAUCUCUAGAAAAUAAUCAAAUGUUAUGUGAUGCUUUAGCUGGACGUCAAAAGUAACGUUCCCAUGAUGUUUGCAAAAUUAUAAAACGGAAUGUUCCUACGACGUCUGCGUAACCGAGAAACAAACGUUUUGAGCGAAAUUGACAUGAACUGGGCAUUUAGAGGACGUUCAGAAAUAAAAAAAAAUUUAUAACCUAAUAACAACGUUAGCAGAACAUUCCUAGAACGCAUCUUUGUUAGCUGGGUGGUCUCUGUUUGGUUUCUGAGUUUUUAGUGCACCUGUGACAGUGUUUCAUUCGGCGUAGGUGAUGUGUAAAUACGCUCGGUUAGCUGCAGAUAAAGUUGGCUUUGUGGGUUAUGGGUUGCUUUUUGCUGUUUCAUUGUUUCCUUUCAGACAUUUUCUAGCAUAAUCAAACCACACGAAGUAUAUCUGACGACACAAAUGUGUACAGCAAUGUGUGUGUGUGUGUGUGUGUGCGCGUGUGUGUUUUAUAAUCUGUACUUGUAGACUAAUGGUGAAUAAAUCUGGUUGAUUCAGCCAUUCAUACGCA